Cryptomeria japonica (Japanese cedar) is the source of this 1032-nucleotide messenger RNA. RefSeq lists its product as uncharacterized. NCBI's taxonomy places the organism in Eukaryota, Viridiplantae, Streptophyta, Pinopsida, Cupressales, Cupressaceae. Bases 63 to 662 code for a protein of 199 amino acids. The transcript has 2 exons. The record is from RefSeq and is a predicted model, not a curated record.
GACUCUUAUUGCAGCAACCUUCACUUUCUUAUUUGCCUCAAGUUUCACAAAACUAUCAUACAAUGUCUUCUUCUAGACCCCCCAUUAGAAAGGACCCUGCUUGGAAAUUUCAUGAGGAUUUUCCAGGGCAAAAAAAGGGGCAGACAAAGUGUUUUUUUUGCAAAACAAUAUUCCAUGGAGGCAUAUAUAGAUUGAAAUACCAUAUUGUUGGUGUGCGUGGGCAUGAUGCCGACCAAUGCAUUGAAGCAACGAAUGAGGCCAUACGCAAGUGCUAUGUAAUGGUUGAAGCAAUUGAAAACAAAAAGAAGCAAAAGGAUGAUCUUGCGACCAUUGGAAGUGGGACAACUUUAGGUUGUGUUGGAGGGGCUUCUUCCAUGCCUCCAUAUCGUCCCACUCACCAUGCUACUGUUGGUGCUAGUGCUUCUGCUUCUGCAGGUGCCACUACUCAUGUUCCUAGCAUUGCUAGUGGUAGUGGGAGUGUUAGCAUUGGACCUAGAAUUCGUAAAUCUAGGUUGGAUACCUUCUUUGUGCUUCGCACUACUCCUGGGUCCCAACAGUUGCUUGAGAGCAUGGGUUGGAACAAGGAGGUCCAUGAUGCCGCUAAAAUGGCAGUUGGCAGGUUUUGGGUGUACGACAGUGUUCCAUUCUUUACAGCCAGGUGAAUGUUUUAUGUUUGAUUGUUUAAAUUUUUAUACUUUGAUUCUUCGUUUUAUUUUUUCCCGUACAUACUUAACUUAUCUCAUUUAAUUUAUUUGUGACAAGUCUCCUUAUUGGCAAGAAAUGGUUGAUGCCCUUACCAUAUGCAAGGCAGGGUUCAAAGCCAGAUAUGGAGCACUAAAGGUUGCACCAUCAUGACUGAUGGUUGGAUGGAUAGGAGAAAUAGAACUCUCCUUAAUUUUCUUGUUUCUUCCACAGGGGGGCACCAUUUUCAUCAAGUCCAUUGAUGCCUCCGCCCAUUGCAAGAAUGCCACCUACCUAUGUGAGCUGAUAGAGGAGGUGAUUGAUGAGGUGGGUGAGGAGAACGUAGUACAG